AGAGAGAGAGAGAGAGAGAGUGUGUGUGUGUGUGAGUGUGUAUUAAAUAUUGGUAGAACAAAAACAAAAAAAACUGCAAUACAUUUAAUUUUGCCAGUGUGCUGUAGAAUACUGCAGGUGCCCUUUUAAAUUAAAAACAAUUGUCGGCAUAAGUCCACCCCAGUAACCCCUUCCUAAAAAAAAGAAAUAAAUCUAGCUUCCGUAACUAAAUAAUAAUAACAAUAAUAAAUUAUGAUCUAUUCUUACUAAUCCACUUUGACCUAGUGGCACAGACAGAUACACGCAAAUACAUACAACAAAACAUAUAAAAAUAUCUAGUCCACGUGAUACGUCGUGUCCCUGACAAUGUAUUACUACAUUCAACGGUAAACCCCACCCCUCAUCGGAUUGGCGUUGCCAGAUGACGUCAAUUACGGGGUAUUCCAGGUAGCGUGUAGCUAUCCGAAAAUCUGCAAGUCUGUCUUAAUUGUGAUGUACAGGCCAAUGAAAGCAUUUAUAAUAUCGCAGAACACAGAAAUGAUUACAUUCUGGCAGUGGAAGCGCGUAUUACCAUGUACGAAGUCCAACUAAUCACUUUCCAGUCGACGGCUCGUAACUGGGGCAUUGAUGACGCAAAUACGACAGCGCACAUAGCUACCUAAGUAGCGAGUGCUCCGCGAGAGAAAGUAGCGCUUCCGAAAUUAUCUACAGGUCGAAAGUGAUGUAAAGUUAGACAUUGUCGUUGGCGAAUCGGAAUAGGAAAUACACUAUUUCUGGCCUGGUGAGAUUCGUUACCUUGUGUUUAGUCUGAAUGCUGGACCGUGACAUAAAUGCGAAGGGAAAGCUACAAGUGACACAAACGAUUAAUUGUUACCAUCAAGAGUUUUGCCUGGACUGACGGAUAUAUACCAAACGAUUCGUGCGUUCUCUUCCUCGAUGGUAUUUACAUGUUACCUAUGUGAGGAACUACACUGCCGCCAGCGCUAAGUCAGCACCAAGAAGAAUCUGUGCUGACAUCAUUGGAUAGACUUAUUUGUAGAAUUUGGGGACUUAUUUAUACGUGGUUCUACAUACGGCUUAACAUUGGCUGAAUCAAGCAAAGCCUCGAACAACAGUAAAAUGGGGCGCAAGAAGAUACAGAUCUCGCGUAUAGGAGAUGAACGUAACCGGCAGGUUACGUUUACCAAGAGGAAGUUUGGCCUCAUGAAGAAGGCGUAUGAGCUGAGUGUCCUGUGUGACUGUGAGAUUGCUCUCAUCAUCUUUAACGGCUCCAACAAACUGUUCCAGUAUGCCAGCACCGACAUGGACAAAUGUCUGCUCAAAUACACCGAGUACAAUGAACCUCACGAGAGCCGAACUAACAAGGACAUUAUUGAGGCUCUGAACAAAAAGGAGCACAAGGGCUGCGACAGCCCCGAGCCGAUCGAUCAGGAUCCGUACACACAGGCUCUCCGCGGAGACGAGAAGUUCGACCGUCUCUCUGACGACUAUCAGAGGGUGAUGCAGCAAAAUGCCAUGCGUGGUACUUUGCCACAGUUUGGGAACCCUGGGAUGCCUGUACAGCUUCACAACAACAUGUACGGGGGUCAGACGGGGCUGCUCCCCCCGCACCCGAACCACCACAGCAUGUCGAGCCCGUCGCCCGGCCUGCUUCAACCACCGUCGGUCAUCCCACCCUCACACAGUCCACGGCCAGCUUCUACAGGUCAGAUGGUUGACUUGAGUCACUCCCCCACCCCGAACGGAUACUCCCACCGAGCGUCACCCUGCAGCUCCCCAGGCCUGAUGGCUCAUCACGCCAAACACAUGUCAAAACAGUCGCCCACACCCCCCCUCAACCAGAUCCGGCAGAACACCAACCCGAAUCUUAGAGGCAUGAUUCCGCCAUCUGAACUACUGGGAAGACAAUUAAACUCAGGCAUGUCAUCGCCUGUCGUUUCCUUAGCAACGCCAGGGUUACCGCCAGGAUCAAACUAUCCGGGUCUUCCUUCAGCAUUUCCACCUAAUAUGUCCAACAAUGGCAAGUAUAAAUACGAGUUCCCACUGAAUACUGCUGAUGUAGGAAACAGUCCGCACUACCAGUGGGAUGGACACAGCCCCCUGAGCGGAGGAGGAUCCUCGCACCACCCCGGACUCUCCAUAUCAGCAGGAACUGUGCCCCACUCCAUCAACAAUCAACAUUUGUCUCCCCUUGCUAUCAACACAAUGACUUCGAUGAACAUUAAAAGCGAGCCCAUCUCUCCACCCCGUGACUCACUUCCCUCUAGUCACCAUCAACAGCAUCAACAACAGCAUCAACAACAGCAUCAACAACAGCACCAACAACAACAACAACAACAACAGCAGCAGCAGCAGCAGCAGCUGCGGCCCCCAUCGACGGGCACAGGCCACCUGUCGCCGGGACACAUAUCCCACAGCCAGAGCUCGUCUCCAGUUCACAUACACAACUCGGACUACGAGGGGCCCUUACUAAAGCGAUCUCGAAUUGAGGCAUGGACAACCUAGGACUGGCUCGGGCCGUUGGGCCGCUCGCGCCCUGGAGUCUAGCUGUUCUCGUUGACGCUUGGGUCAGUUUCUAAUUCUGACCCAGCACUUAGGUCCAAAUUUAAUUAUUUGAGACCUUGAUGGCCGCAACAACAAACAAACAAAAAAAAAAAAGGACAAAAAAAAAAAAAAGAGUAAAAACUGCAUGUUUGCACAGCUGUAAAUGAUAUUUCUGCAAGCAAUGUCAGGCUUGAGACUGGAUCUGUUUAAGGGGUUAAUGACUGUGUGACUCGGUGCCUUUGCUUCUGUCAGGUGCAACUUCUUGGGACUUUUUAUCGGCCUGUAUAUAUUAAUAUCAUAUAUAACGUGUCAAAAGUUGGAUGGUAUCUAGUGGUUUUUUCUGUUAUUUACUUGUGUUGCCAUUGUAUUUUACUAAUGUUGCAGUUGUACUGAAAAGUAAUUUUUUUGUUUGUUUUGACCCCAGAAUUUAUUCUUGGUGGUACAUUGUGACAGAAACAUUGUGAUAUGUUAUGUGAUUAACUCUUAUUUACAGUAUAAAACUGUAGUGCACGAAGAAAAGUCUUGAUUAUCCCCCCUGUUAAGGAGCAUUCUUAAAGUUGCAAAUGUUAUAUUUCACAAUUUUUAUAUUUAUUUGUGAUAAAUAACUUCAAAUUAAUCGACCCCACAUGUAAUCUUUUCACUCAAGAAUAUCAAAAUUGUAUUUUUUUUGCCAUUUAAAUAAUUGUUUCCAAAAGAAUCAUUGGUGGAAAAAUUAGAGUAAUAUUUAUUGCAUAUCUGUUAAAAUAGCAAUCAGCUAAUUGUCAAUAUAGAGAUUCCAAUACAAACUGUUCAUGUUACAGUUUUUGCAAUGUUAUAAAUUUAUAAAAUUUAAUAUUGAAUGAAAUUAGUUAGAUGUAAUUUUUUGUGGGCAUAUGUUUCAAGAUGUAAUCUUUACAUUUCACUAAACAUUUUCUUUGUACUUUUUCUUUUUGCGACUUUAAGACAUCCCCUUUAUAACAGUAGCACCGUGAGUAUUUUCAUAUGAAUGUCGUGUUUAUUUGAUGAUAUAUUGACGAAACCGGUCACAAUGCUAGCUUAUGUAGAUUACGAGGGGUUACUUUCCCCUUGUAAGAUUGAUUCCUGCAAUUGACAUUGAGUGCUAAGUUAUUUUUUUCAGGUCUGAGUUCUUUAGAUACUGUUUAACAGUCAUGAUUGGUUUUGUAGAACUGUUUUGAGAAAAGAUUGAAAAAUGUGGGUUGUUUUCCUUGAGACUGGUCCUACACACUAGUUGUUUUUUUCUAUGAAAUUUGGAUACCUUAGUUUAGACCACUUUAGAGUUGUAAAGAAAUAUUCCCUAAUUAUAUCCGCCCCCCCCCCCCCCCCCCCCC
This is a messenger RNA of Gigantopelta aegis, 3851 nucleotides long. RefSeq names its product myocyte-specific enhancer factor 2A-like. The transcript has 10 exons. Lineage: Eukaryota; Metazoa; Mollusca; Gastropoda; Neomphalida; Peltospiridae. Bases 1099 to 2484 code for a protein of 461 amino acids. The record is from RefSeq and is a predicted model, not a curated record. Gene Ontology annotation, biological process: cell differentiation; positive regulation of transcription by RNA polymerase II. Gene Ontology annotation, molecular function: protein dimerization activity; histone deacetylase binding; DNA-binding transcription factor activity, RNA polymerase II-specific.